Molecule: messenger RNA, 564 nt
Organism: Ceratosolen solmsi marchali
Lineage: Eukaryota; Metazoa; Arthropoda; Insecta; Hymenoptera; Agaonidae
Exons: 2
Coding region: 1-525 (174 amino acids)
Source: RefSeq, a predicted model, not a curated record
AUGAGCGCACCAGGACUGAUAGCGCCGAUGACGUUGCAGCUUAUCUUCGGGAUCGGCACGCCACUGCAGCUGGAGCGCGAGAGCGUCAUCGUCGGGGCGUUCACUAAGCUGAUCUACGCUCUACCGAGUAACGCGAGCGAGCUGACGGAGCCGGGCGUGGUGUACGGGCGGGAGGAGCCCCCGAGAACAAGUCGCUGGAGUUUGUACGAGAGGCUCGCGAAGCUCCUCGAGCUCUAUGGCCUCGGCGAUGGUCGCUCCUGCGUCCUCCGCGCCAUCUGCGAGGCCGCGAGCAUGCCCUUCGAGCACCGCGAGGGCCUUCUGCAGCGGCUCCUUCAGACCUUCCUCUCGCCCUCGAGUACCCUGGAGCGGCACGAGGAGUACCGGGACCGCGAGUACGAGGCUGCGGAGCGGCUGGGCGCCCGAGUCGGCGAUAACUGCCACGCCCUGUACCCGGAGUGUCGAACGAGCUUUCUCGAUCUGUUUUCCAGUGUGCGGAGCCUACUGUUACCGGAGAGCCUAGAAUGAACGCUGCUUCGUCGAUGGCUCCAUCAAAGUCUCUCCUAC